Chanos chanos (milkfish) is the source of this 822-nucleotide messenger RNA. RefSeq names its product ecto-ADP-ribosyltransferase 5-like. The transcript has 2 exons. The record is from RefSeq and is a predicted model, not a curated record. Gene Ontology annotation, molecular function: NAD+ poly-ADP-ribosyltransferase activity; NAD+-protein-arginine ADP-ribosyltransferase activity. Lineage: Eukaryota; Metazoa; Chordata; Actinopteri; Gonorynchiformes; Chanidae. The coding region runs from base 40 to 822 and encodes 260 amino acids.
AUCUCUUGUCCAUACUGAAGGCACAGAGGACAGAAGGAAAUGAAGAUGACAAUUUGGAUGCUCUUCAUGUUUACGGUUACACUGGCCACAAAACAGCACCUUAGAUCAUUCCUCAUCGAAGCUGAUCCUUUAGACAUGGCCAAUGAUUCUGUUGAUGAUGCUUACAUGGACUGCGCUGAGAAGAUGUCAGAAUUGGUGAAAAAGCAAUACCUUAAACAGGAGAGGAAUGCUAAUGCAAAUUUUAGUAAAGCCUGGCGUUUCGCAGAGAAAAAGGCCAAAUCAGAAGAUGGUCUUGAGAAAGAGCAUGCAGUUGCUAUAUGGAUCUACACGAGCGAAAAUCCCAAAAUUUAUGCUGAUUUCAACAAGGCUGUCGGCAAUGGCAGCAAAAGCUACAAGAAUGGGAAAUUUCAGUACCACUCCCUUCAUUUUCUACUGACCACAGCCAUUCAGCGUCUCAAAGCAAAGCAAAAACCUGGGAUGAGAACAUACCGGCGAACCAGGGACAGUUAUGACAAUGUUGCCAUAGGGACAACAAUUCGCUUUAACAGAUUUGCCUCAACCUCUCUGGACUACAAGGGAACAGAAAUGUUUGGUGAAAAGACUUGUUUUGAAAUUUAUACCCACUGUGGAGCUGACAUAACAAAGUUCUCUGCACUUAAAAGAGAAAAAGAGGUUCUGAUACCACCAUAUGAAAAAUUCAAAGUGACAUCUGUUCAGAUGAAAAAAAGGAGGCCUGAUCUGUGGUGUGAUGUUGUUUAUACUCUAAAGGGUGACGGUAUCCAAAGCAAUCUGGACUGUGCUUUGUUUCACAAAGUUAACUGA